Anopheles coustani is the source of this 1359-nucleotide messenger RNA. RefSeq names its product glycerol-3-phosphate phosphatase. NCBI's taxonomy places the organism in Eukaryota, Metazoa, Arthropoda, Insecta, Diptera, Culicidae. Gene Ontology annotation, molecular function: phosphatase activity. Bases 31 to 957 code for a protein of 308 amino acids. The record is from RefSeq and is a predicted model, not a curated record. Gene Ontology annotation, cellular component: cytoplasm. The transcript has 2 exons.
AGUGUCUCGUUCUCCGAUCGUUCGUCAACCAUGUCCCGUGGAAGACAUAUUUUGGAGCUGUCCGAGGAAGAAAGCCGUCAGUUUCUUGCAUCGUUCGAUACGGCCGUCCUGGACUGUGAUGGUGUGCUCUGGUCGGUGUACGAUUCGAUUGAAGGAGCCGAUGCGGCACUGAAGUUGCUUCAGGGUAGCGGCAAAACGGUAAAGUUCAUCACCAACAACAGCGUGCGGCCGUUCGUGAGCUAUCGCCAGCAGCUGCAGGCGCUCGGGUUCGCGGUGCAAGAGGGUGACAUCAUACAUCCGGCCGCUUCGAUCGUGCGCUAUCUGCGGGCGCGCGCGUUCGAGGGGCUCAUCUACUGCCUGGGGACAGACAACUUCAAGGGCGUGCUGCAGCAGGCCGGCUUCCAGCUGCUCGACGGACCGACGCAGCCGCUGCCGGAGUCGUUCCAUCAGAUCAUCGCCACCGUCGACGACCGGGCCCCGGUCCGGGCGGUGGUGGUGGACGUCGACUUCAAUGCGAACUAUCCGAAGCUGAUGCGCGCGGAGAUGUACCUGAAGCGCCACCCGGACUGCCUGCUGAUCGCGGGGGCACCCGACAAGACGAUCCACGUGAAGCCGGGUUGCGACAUGAUAGGGCCGGGUGCGUUCGUGGAGCUGCUGGAGAAGGCGGUCGGCAAGCGGGCGAUCGUGCUCGGCAAACCCGGCUACCAUCUGCGGACCAUCGUGCGGGACCAGUACGAGCUGGGGCAGCCCGCGAGAACGCUGCUCAUCGGGGACAUGCUCGAGCAGGAUAUGGCGUUCGCUUCGCUGUGCGGAUUUCAAAAGUUGCUCGUCCUCUCGGGCGGCACCUCCAAGGAGCAGAUGCUGCGCUCCGAAAGUCCUCUACAGGAAGCGGAUUACUACGCUGACAGCUUAAAAGAUUUCGUACAGCUGUACGCAAAGGCUUACAGUAGAAAAUAGCGAGUCGUUUUUAACUCCACAUUGGCACUUGCACUUGUCGCUAAUCUCACAAUAGCACGAGCCUGUUCGUUUCCUAUGAUUAACGAUGAUUAAAAUGAAAACGAAUAUCUUUUUAGCAUAGAUAAAAUAUACAGAAAGUGAUACAUUUAUAUACGGUUCAAAGACCGUGUCAUUUUCUAAUCUUAUUGGCUAGUUCAAACGCGUAUGCGUUGUCAUGGACAAAAAUCAUCAAUUCAAGCACCAUUUAGGGCAGUGAUGUCAAACAUGCGGCCCGCGACCCCUUUGAAACAUGGAAAGUAUAACCUAUUUUGCGAGGAAAUGCGGCCCGCGAGAUCAAUUGAUUUUGACACCACUGAUUUAGGGGAUCUUUUCUUUCCUCUUGCACAAAUAAAUAGAUAAGUU